AUGGAACGUGAUGGGUGCGUGCGGGGCCGGGAAGGCCCGGCGGGGAACGGCCGCGAGCCGAGCCACGGGGCACCUGGAGACCCGCAGGCAGCCGCGUCCUUGCUGGCUCCCCUGGAUCUGGGUGAAGAGCCGCUGGAGAAGGUGGCGCGCGCCCGCACCGCCAAGGACCCCAACACCUAUAAAGUGCUCUCCCUGGUUUUGUCAGUGUGUGUGUUAACAACAAUCCUUGGCUGUAUAUUUGGGUUGAAACCAAGCUGUGCCAAAGAAGUAAAAAGUUGCAAAGGCCGCUGCUUUGAGAGAACCUUCGGGAACUGUCGGUGUGAUGCUGCUUGUGUUGACCUUGGAAACUGCUGUCUAGAUUUCCAGGAGACAUGCAUAGAACCAGGACAUAUAUGGACCUGCAACAAAUUCAGAUGUGGUGAGAAAAGGUUGACCAGAAACCUCUGUUCCUGUUCAGAUGACUGCCAGGAACAUGGAGAUUGCUGCAUCAACUACAGCCCUGUGUGUCAAGGUAAGAAAAGUUGGGUAGAAGAACCAUGUGAGAGCAUUAAUAAGCCACAAUGUCCAGAAGAGUUUGACUCACCUCCUGUGCUCUUAUUUUCCUUGGAUGGAUUCAGGGCAGAAUAUUUACACACUUGGGGGGGACUUCUUCCUGUUAUUAGCAAACUGAAAAACUGUGGAACAUACACUAGAAACAUGAGACCUGUAUAUCCAACAAAAACCUUUCCCAAUCACUACAGCAUUGUCACAGGUCUUUAUCCAGAAUCCCAUGGCAUAAUUGACAAUAAAAUGUAUGAUCCCAAAAUGAAUGCUUCCUUCUCACUUAAGAGUAAAGAGAAAUUUAAUCCUGAGUGGUACAAAGGACAGCCAAUUUGGCUCACAGCUAAGUAUCAAGACCUCAAGUCUGGAACCUUUUUUUGGCCAGGAUCAGAUGUGAAAAUUGAUGGAAUUCUUCCAGACAUCUAUAAAGUAUAUAACGGUUCAGUUCCAUUUGAAGAAAGAAUUUUAGCUGUUCUAAAGUGGUUACAACUUCCUAGAGAUGAAAGACCACACUUUUACACUCUGUAUUUAGAAGAACCAGAUUCUUCAGGUCAUUCUUAUGGACCAGUCAGCAGUGAAGUCAUCAAAGCCUUGCAGAGGGUUGACAGCAUGGUGGGCAUGUUGAUGGAUGGUCUAAAAGAGCUGAACUUGGACAAGUGCCUGAACCUCAUCCUUCUUUCAGAUCAUGGCAUGGAACAAGGCAGUUGUAAGAAGUAUGUAUACCUGAAUAAGUAUUUAGGAGAUGUUAAAAAUAUUAAAGUUGUCUAUGGACCUGCUGCUCGAUUGAGACCUUCUGAUGUCCCAGAUAAAUACUAUUCAUUUAAUUAUGAAAACAUUGCCAGAAAUCUUUCUUGCCGGGAACCAAACCAGCACUUCAAGCCUUAUCUGAAACACUUCUUACCCAAGCGUUUACAUUUUGCUAAAAGUGACAGGAUCGAACCAUUGACAUUCUAUAUGGACCCACAGUGGCAACUUGCGUUGAAUCCAUCAGAAAGGAAAUAUUGUGGAUAUGGAUUUCAUGGAUCUGACAAUGUCUUCUCAAAUAUGCAAGCCCUCUUCAUUGGCUAUGGACCAGGAUUCAAGCAUGGCAUUGAAGUUGACACCUUUGAAAAUAUUGAAGUUUAUAACUUAAUGUGUGAUUUACUGAAUUUGACCCCAGCUCCUAAUAAUGGAACUCAUGGAAGUCUUAACCACCUUUUAAAAAAUCCUGUGUAUACCCCAACACAUCCCAAAGAAGCACACCCCCUAAUGCAGUGCCCCAUCUCAGGAACCUCCCGAGAUAACCUUGGCUGCUCCUGUGACCCUGUGAUUCUGCCGAUUGUGGAUUUUCAGACACGGUUUAAUCUGACCACGGCAGAAGAGAAGACUAUUGCCCGUGGCACGCUUCCCUACGGGAGACCUAAGGCUGUGCAAGGGAGGCCCAGCAUCUGUCUUCUUUAUCAGAGCCAGUUUGUGAGUGGAUACAGCCACGACCUCCUCAUGCCCCUUUGGACCUCCUAUACUGUGCACAGAAAUGACAGUUUCUCUACAGACAACUUUUCCAACUGCCUCUUCCAGGACCUUCGAAUUCCUCUUAGUCCCAUCCAUAAAUGUUCUUUCUAUAAAAAUAAUGCUAAAGUGAGUUAUGGCUUCCUUGCUCCACCACAAUUAAGUAAGGAUUCAAGUGAAAUAUAUUCUGAGGCUUUGCUUACAACUAAUAUAGUGCCAAUGUAUCAGAGUUUUCAAGUUAUUUGGGGCUACUUUCAUGACACCCUGCUGCAGCGGUAUGCUGAUGACAGGAAUGGUAUCAAUGUUGUCAGUGGUCCUGUAUUUGACUCUGAUUUUGAUGGACGCUGUGAUUCCUCAGAGACUCUGAAGCAGGUCAGCAGAGUCAUUCGAAAUCAAGAAAUUCUGAUUCCCACUCACUUCUUCAUUGUGCUCACCAGCUGUAAAGAUGCAGCCCAGACACCCUUGCAGUGUGAAAGCCUGGAUCCCUUAGCCUUCAUCCUGCCUCACAGACCCGAUAACAGUGAGAGCUGUGCUUCUGGGAAGCAUGACUCUUCAUGGAUUGAAGACUUGUUCAUGUUACACAGAGCACGGAUCUCAGAUGUGGAACAUAUCACUGGACUCAGCUUCUAUCAAGAAAGAAAAGAGCCAGUUUCAGACCUUUUGAAAUUAAAAACAUUCUUGCCAACCUUUAACCAAGAAGACUAACUUUUUUUUCUAAUACUUCCUAAAACUGUACCCUAAAUCUUUUGUGAGAACCUGAUAUUUUAUACAGCCCUCUGCCAGCCACACAAUUGCAAUGCUUCAAAACUGUCGAGCAGAGUUAAAACUGAGAACCUCUGUGAUACAGACAUCUCAGGGAAACUUGUGGACUCCACGUAACCACAGAAGAGUGUUCCUAUCGUGUCUCACACAGAUUUCAUGUGGAAGAAUCCUGUGCAUGGUGCCAGUGCCAGGAGUAAAAGCAGAUCAUCCCCGAAGGUGCUCUUCUUCUUUCAUAAGGGAGAAGUAGAUGCAGCCAUUGUCUGAAGACUGGAUUUAGAAUCAUGUGAUUGUUAGUAGCCUUUAUAGCAUUAAUGGAACUGGAAGAGUCCAUGUGACAUUACUAUCUCUACAAGAACUUAAAGGUGUUUCUAGAUUCCUUUUCAUUUGGAGUGUCUUUUAUAUUUCAUUUUAAUCAAAAAAAAUUUACGGUAGGCAAAAUAGUUCUCAAAUUGUAUUUAUACCUUUUCUGUGUACUCGUUCAAAAGCCAAAUCAUUCAUCUUAUU
Dipodomys spectabilis (banner-tailed kangaroo rat) is the source of this 3294-nucleotide messenger RNA. It is a transcript of the gene Enpp1, whose product is annotated as ectonucleotide pyrophosphatase/phosphodiesterase 1. Gene Ontology annotation, molecular function: polysaccharide binding; phosphodiesterase I activity; dinucleotide phosphatase activity. Gene Ontology annotation, biological process: ATP metabolic process; negative regulation of fat cell differentiation; nucleoside triphosphate catabolic process. Lineage: Eukaryota; Metazoa; Chordata; Mammalia; Rodentia; Heteromyidae. The record is from RefSeq and is a predicted model, not a curated record. The transcript is spliced from 25 exons. Gene Ontology annotation, cellular component: cell surface. Bases 1 to 2733 code for a protein of 910 amino acids.